AUGUUGGCAUUUAUCUACCUGGCUUACCAGAUGAUGGCCUUGCUUUACGAGACUGUGCCAGCUUUUGAAGAUACUUGGAUCGAAUGCUUGGGUGAUCUCGGACGAUAUCGUAUGGCUAUUGAAGAUGAGGAUAUCCGAGAUAGGGAGACUUGGGCUGGCGUGGCACGCUCCUGGUAUCCGAUUCUGGGACGUGCCGCGGCAACGUACUCGCAUGCUCUUCCCAUCGAUACUAACUACAUCAAAGCGCAUGCUCUUCUUUUCGAGAAGCUGUCUCUUGAUGACUUUAAACAAGCAACGACCGAGUUCCUCGACAACCUCGACAACCAUAUUGGCAGGGUGACAGCCAAAUGGAAGGAACAAGGCGUUUAUAUCGCUGUCACCAAUAUAGCUGGCUGGUUCAACUACGGUGUAGAUGAUAAUUCAUUUCGACAGGUCUUUCUCACCGAGCUUGUCGCCAAGGCGAAGAACAACCCGGCAGCGCCGGAAGAGCAACUUCGCACCGCAUCACCAGCGGACCAGCAGGACCCAACACCACCAUCUGUCCCCGAAAAUGAACUCCUUCGACACCUUCGCCCUAGCCCUCCGACGCAUCGGCGACAAAAACGUUCUUCCCCACGUGCACAUCAUGCUAUCAUUCGUCAGCACCUUCGCCUCUAACAAAUACGUUUCCCACCUUGUCACCGACACGCCCUGGGCCGAACUCGUCGCCUUCCUCAACACGCUGAUCAAGACCGAAAGCCAGAUCCAGUCUCAGAUCCAAACCCAAACCACCGACUCCCUGUUCUCUUCCCCCGUCUUUCCCAACGAAGGCGAGCGGAGCGACGAACUGCCGCUACCCGAGGACUACCUUGUCCGCGGCUUGAUCUGGGCGCAUGGGUAUUUCCCGAAGAAGUGGUUUGAGCGCGAACACGAUGAGGAAGAGCGGUAUUUGGAGCUGGCUAGUACGGUGAAGAGUCGGAUGGAGCGCGUGUUGAGGGUUUUCUCUUCUUUCUGAUACGUCUGUUUCAACAUGAACGUUUCGCUUUCUUAUUCUGCGGGGGUUUUUUUGUUUGGGUUUGGGUGUUUGGCGUAUGGGAUCCCGAUUGUCUGUCGUCCUGGCUUCAACGCACUUGGGAUGCUGGCAGUCUGCAGUUCCGUCGAGCUGUUUGAGUCUUUUUAUUCGGUAGGUG
Messenger RNA from Parastagonospora nodorum SN15, 1169 nucleotides. RefSeq lists its product as hypothetical. The record is from RefSeq and is a predicted model, not a curated record. The transcript is spliced from 4 exons. Lineage: Eukaryota; Fungi; Ascomycota; Dothideomycetes; Pleosporales; Phaeosphaeriaceae. Bases 1 to 657 code for a protein of 218 amino acids. Gene Ontology annotation, molecular function: protein binding.